Bufo gargarizans (Asiatic toad) is the source of this 558-nucleotide messenger RNA. Its product is annotated as histone-binding protein N1/N2-like. Gene Ontology annotation, molecular function: histone binding. Gene Ontology annotation, biological process: DNA replication-dependent chromatin assembly; CENP-A containing chromatin assembly. Gene Ontology annotation, cellular component: nucleoplasm. Bases 1 to 558 code for a protein of 185 amino acids. NCBI's taxonomy places the organism in Eukaryota, Metazoa, Chordata, Amphibia, Anura, Bufonidae. The record is from RefSeq and is a predicted model, not a curated record. The transcript has a single exon.
AUGAAAGAAGUUUCUGCUGAACAAGUUGAAAGGGCUGAUGUGGAUGCAGAGGCCAGGAGACUCAUGGCAUGGAGUAAUCGGGACCUGGUCAUGAAAGACAUUCCCUCCGCUGUGAAUGCCUUCCAGGAAGUCAGCAGCCUUUUGGGGAUGAAAUACAGUGGGAUGGAAGACCAAUAUGCAGAUGCUGUCUACUACUAUGGGAUGGCUCUCCUGGAGCUUGCUCGAAUGGAGAACAAUGUCCUGGGUGACCCUCUGGAGCAAAUGCCAGAAGAGGAAGACAAAGAGUCUCAUAAGGACUCCAAUAUCCCCAGUGCCUCCAAACUCGAUGAGAAAGAAAAGGAGGAAUUAAGAGUGCAGGUAUAUGAUGCCAUGUCCGAAAAGGAUGAGAAGGCCGAUGAGUUGGAAUGGGAGAAAUCCUCAGAUUCUGCAGAGCCCAAAGAAGAGGCUAAAGGAGAGUCUGCCGAAGUGGAAAAAGACACUGCAGAGGCAGAGGACUCUGAAACUCCCGCCAAACCUGAGGAAACCACUGCUGAAGAGAAGGAAGAGCAUGAAAAUUGA